AUGCUUCAGAAAAAGCCGAAAUCGGCAUUAAAACGUUUCGUUACUUAUUCGCUCGGAACUAUAUUUGUUGCUGAAGCUUUAGGUUUUGCAGUAUCAUAUGGUCUAUAUUAUAAAUUGAAUACUGAAAGGGAAUUCCGUUAUUAUAUGCACCAAAACUACAAUUGGGUGUUAGAAGGCUACUACAGACUUGGUGAAGUGAUUGGUGGGAACAAAACCCGCGAAUUAGAUUAUAAAGUUUGGACCAACGAAGGCAAGAUA
Molecule: messenger RNA, 258 nt
Organism: Iphiclides podalirius (scarce swallowtail)
Lineage: Eukaryota; Metazoa; Arthropoda; Insecta; Lepidoptera; Papilionidae
Source: the annotation of a GenBank genome assembly